Molecule: messenger RNA, 4258 nt
Organism: Caenorhabditis auriculariae
Lineage: Eukaryota; Metazoa; Nematoda; Chromadorea; Rhabditida; Rhabditidae
Source: the annotation of a GenBank genome assembly
AUGAGAAACGCCAUCGAUAUGUGGAGCAAGACUUUGAGAGAAAUUGCGAGAAGGCACAACCCCAAGAGGUCUUUUCAAUUUAUUAUCACCUUUUAAGGGUCAUUCGUCAGACAAAAACUCAUCGUAAGAUUUAUUAACUUCCAGUUAUACUCCCGACAAUGUCCGGCAUUUCACUUUGGUUCCUCCGAACGUCGAAGCCGGGAAUCUGGAUACAGAACAGUUGAGGAAAGGAAAAGGAGACACCAUAAUCAAUGAAAAGCUCCUCACUUUACUGUUGCCAAGGUGGGCUAACUCGAAGAAAUCUGGAAAAAAUUAUUCGAUUUAUAAAUAUUCAUUCAUUAACUGAGGCCAACUGUUCUCAAUUUGUAUUUUUCUUCGGAGCAAAUAUUUCUGAUAAACAGGCGUUGAACCUGCCUCGCCGCGUCUUACUUUGAAUACUAAAGAAAAGUUUUCGAAACAGCUAUAAUUUUAAGAAGCAAAAGUUAUAAAAUUUUCGAACUUAACUUUUAAUUCAGACAUAAAGGCGAAUCUCCUUUCACCACGACCACAACAAGUACGGCCCCUCCACCUACAACUACCACUACCACCACGACUUCCACAACAACAUCAACAACUACGACGACGACUACUACUCCAGCUCCUACAACCACGACCACAACGACCUUAGCUCCGACUACUACAACAACUGAACUGCCGAGACGAAAUAUCCCAGGGAGACUGGUUCAACCGGACGCUGAUAGCUAUGAAAAUGUGAAAAUUCCUUUAAAAAUUUAAAAUCUUCUCCCUUUUGAAGACUUCUUCUGGUAAUGACGUGGACGAUAGUGAUGGAUUAAAGAAGACUGAGCCGGAUAACGUAGAUUUCACUAAAGAUGAACAAGGAUCUCAGGAAGAAAAAAACGUUACAAAACAGAUGGAAAAGUCGACCACAGAGACCCCAGAGGUUAUUUUACUUUUUGCCUAAAAAAAAAAAAGCAAAACAUCAAUAAAAAGAUGAUAAUGAUGAUAAACUGUUCUAGCUUCAAGCUGAAGCUCGAAGUUUCUGGAUCUUCAUUUUUCUUAGACUGAACUUCCUAAUUAAGCUAGUAGAGUUAAUUUAAAUGUCACUCAAAAUGUGACAUUUUAAAGCUUGUUGACCCUUAAAAAACCUUACAAAAAAAAAGUUGUUUCAGAUCGAAAAGCCAAAAUCUACAGAGGACAAGAGCAACCCUCAAUUCACGGCAUUCUUCCACACCGCAGAGCCAAAACUUUUCUCUACAGCUCAAAUUAUUGAAAGCGCGGCGGAAUCGGAUUCGAAAGACUCUGGAAAGCCGUCUUACAUCAAGAAACUGGAAGAAAUCUACAAGAAUGAAGAAGAAUCAGUGACUAAACAGUUAGAGGAGAUCACCAUGCGAGAACUUUUUGGAAGCAGCUCCACGACAACGCAGAAACCAACUACUGUUAAAAUCACAAAGACUACGGCAAAACCGACAAAGAAAACUACUACAAAAGCUGCUAUUAAAACAACUACACCCACACCAAAAAGUGAAGAAGUGAAGGAAAAAGAGACCACCAAGAGCUUGGAAACGAUGGAAGCUGAGCUCCUUACUGAAGUUCAAGAGGUAAGCAAGAAUGUUCUGUAACUUUGAGUUUAUUUUUUUCAGGUUCUGCAAGUUCUAUCCGCGGAAGAGAACGUUGAAAACCAGAAGAAGCUUGAAAGACAAGAAGCGCGACUGAAAAUCGCCAACUUUUUGAAGAAAAUGGGUUAGUUAAUACACCGAUGGCUUGGAGUUUUUUCGUAUUUACGAAUCAUUUUUUUAGAAAAAAAUAUCACUGCUUUUCGAAAUAUUUAAUCUUUCAGAAAACAUCAAAAAGUCGAGAAGUGACGAAGAUGCGAAAAAAGGGGAAAAACCCACCAAACCAGAAGUUACAAAGGCGCCAAAACCUGCCGAAACCACGAAAAAACCGACCCCGACGACCUCUACAACGACUUCUACUACCACAACUACGACAUCAGAAGCUCCUACUACAACUUCGAAAACAGAAAAAGCUACUUCUGCCAUUCCUGAAGCGGAAGACGAAGGAGCCGCUUUCGUGACUCAAGCUCCAGAGCCAGGAUCUUCUGUUUCUAACUCCGAAACUGCCAGUUAGUUAAAUAACUUCCGUUUGAAGUUCUGCAAGCCUGAUCUUUCAAUUUAAGCCAAAAAACUUUCCUUGGAGCCUCCAGCAGUAACAUUAGCUGACGUUAUUUCGACCACAACAGUAGCGCCGUCGCCUCCAGUCGCUGGAACCGUUUACAACUUGAAUGUAAUUUCUUUCAUUUUUCUCUACUAUAAUACAAUUUUAGGCAAAUGCCAACUCCAACGCUAACCCUCAGUUUGCCAAUGUGAUCACUCCAAUCGCAGGGAUCUUGGAUGAAAUUCGGCCAAUCCUGAGCCCGCUUCUGCAGAGCUCGGGAAUCGGAUCACCUAGAGUAAACUCCUUUUUUUUUAGUUUUCAUAUGAUUUAUGAAAAUUCAGGCCAGUGGCGUGAGAACCUAUCAGCCACCAGAAGGAAGAAGUCAGUCAAUUUUUUUUCUCAAAAUGAAAAAAAGAGUUUCCAGAUCUGAUGGAAGAUGGGUUUAGUGAGAACUCAUUGAUUGGUUUCGGCUCACAAUUGGCGAGAGAAAUUUUGAACCCUGGGUCUUUGAGGAAGGACAGAAUGGUGGAAAGAAGACACCAAACGAUGAAAAUAAUUAUACUUUUAGGAGCGAGAAAAGUCUAUUGUGAGCAGGAUAAACGAGGUUAAGAAGAAUCAGGCUACCGUGGUUCGUUAACUUCCUUUUCAAGAACUGAAAACGAUUUUUGUUUCAGUAUGAUUCUAUGGCAACUGGAGCCCCACUCGACGUCGGACAGUACACCCAAAACUUACCCGUUGCGACUGCUCCACCAGUAGGAACUAGAAUAAAAAAAUCACCUCUAGAAAAUAAUUUUGAAGGCUACUCAACCGCCACAAAACCUGCCCUAUUUUGUCCCACCUCCGGCAGGAUAUGUAGGACCACUUCCUCCCGUUCCACCACCGCCGCCGUCUUUCUUUAUGAAGCCGAAACGUGAGUUUCUAUAAAAAUUAGAACGUGUAGGUCAUCUGAAGUUUAAAGUUCCUUUUAUUAUUUCAGCUAGAUAUUCAAGUUUAGAAGUGGUAGAAUAACAAAAAAACAGAAAAAGGGUUUGACUCAGCAGAAAAACCUGGACAGCUUUUUAUCACUUUCCAAAAAAAGUUGUUAUAACUUUUUCACGUUUCCAGAGAACCCAGCUUCUCAACCUCAACCUCAACCUCAAUUGCUACCUAAGCCAGAAGUCCGAACGGUCGAUGGCGCCUACCCAGAACACAUAAACACUCCUUACUACCCGCCGAAAAUUUCAAACGGACAAUUCUACACAGGAGCGACUUCUGAAGAGCCUCAACGUUUCCAGAGCUCAGUCAGGAAGGAAGCUCCAAAACCUGCAGGUUUUCACUCUUUUCUAGAAGAAUGAUUUUAAAACUUUUCCUUUUCAGUGAUCAAAGACGACCAAGGCUACGAGCAAGGAAGAUAUGGAGUGAAGUCGACGUUCUUUGAAGAUUCUGGUGAGUUUAUGAAGAAAUUCAUGAAUUUUGAAAUGAAGGUGUUCAGGUCUUCCCGUAGAGCGGCGAACACCAGCGCCAGCCGUGUUCGACGCUCAAAUGCCCAAGGAAAUGUUUGGACUGGUGCCGAAUGAUCCAGCAAGUUCGGGCUCUUUUGGAGGCGGGAAAGCUCCAAGUGGCAAUGGAUUUGGAGGUUUGUGAAGCUGAAAUACAUGAACUGAAAUAGUUCAGCUUGAGUUCGAAACCUGAACAUAUCUGAUAAUAGGAUUCUGAUACGAAUAUCAAAAAAGUGCGAAAAAAAAGUUUCGAAAAAAAAAAAUGAGAACAAAAAAUUGAAGUCUCAAUGACAAGCGAGCGCAAAGCGGAAACCGGAAAUUGUCGGACGCAUUGCGAGAAAGGCAAAGAAUUUUUUUCACCAUAUUUUUGCAGUUAUGCGAUUACAAGCUGAGGAGAACAGAACAUAAUUUACUUACUGCUGAUCUUUUCACAGCGAAAAGUAUUUCAGAUUGCUUUUUCAAAUAAAGCCUGGGAUAAGAUUUUCUGCAGUCUUGAAAAUGUGCCAUCAAAACUGUAGAAAAAAUUCCUGAUUUCAGGAGGAAUAGCUCCCGUUUCAUCCUAUGAAGAAGCUGAACGUCAAUCCUCCAAGUCCAGCUCGUCGUUCUUCUCAUCCAACAGAGCCUAA